AAACAAUAGUGGAUCUGCAAACAUAACCCACGCAGCACGCUCUCAGUUCAGGCCGUGCGUCCCGAGGAAACCAUGACCCUGGUACGUCACUCCGACUAAAAUACUACGCAACAAAGGAGAAGAUCCACCGAGGGGCCGACCCAGAACAGGACCAGCUCUGUCUAAGGCAACGCGCAGCAUCCCUCGAUGGUCACGUUCGACAAGCGAGAGUUUGCUCUCCUGCUGCCUGCCAAGCUGCGGUUCUCCCACCGACGCAGCUCUGGGAAGCCAAGAGGUUCCCGUUGGUGGCUGGGGCCCGCUGGGCCAUUUUGGCUGCAGUCCUGUUCCCCUGGCUGCCCUACUGUCCCUCAGACAAGUCGGUCUACAAGUCAGGAUAGCGCAUUGUGGGCACAUGACUUCCUUCCAGACGAUGGUGGCAGGCGACUGGCUCUGUGGAAUGUGUCCUCCCUGUGGUCCAGCCACCUGCACAAGAGAAGAUGUUCAGAGAAGCUAGAACCACGGUUCCCAGACGUGCCCACCCCAGCCAGGCCAACAGCAUCUGUAGGAUCUCCCAUGGCCCUGCCCUGCUCCUUCUUGGUAGCCCUGGUGGUGCUCAGCUGCCACUCCCUCGGCACUCUGGGAUGUGACCUGCCUCGGGACCACAGCGUGCUGAACUGGAGGGCCUUGAUGCUCCUGCGACAAAUGAAGAGAAUCUCCCUUAUCUUUUGUGACAAGUACAUAAAUGACUUUGCCUUUCCCAAGAAGGUAUUUCACAGCAAGCAGCUGCAGAAGGCUCAAGCCCUCUCUGUCGUCCAUGUGACGAAGCAGAAUAUCUUCCACCUCUUCUGCACAGAGGCCUCACCUGCUCCUUGGAACACGACCCUCCUGGAGGAAUUGUGCUCAGGAAUUUAUCAGCAGGUGAAUGACCUACAAGCCUGUCUCAUGCAGGAGGCAGGGGUGGAAGAGAUGGCCCUGGUGAAUGGGGACUCCAUCCUGAGGAACUACUUCCAGAGAAUCUCCCUCUAUCUGCAAGAGAAGCAAUACAGCCCUUGUGCCUGGGAGAUAGUCCGAGCAGAGAUCAUGAAACCCUUGUAUGCAUCAAUGAUCUUGCAAGAAAGAUUAAAGAGCAAGCAAGGAGACCCAGUUCAACAUGGAAAUGAUUCCCUCUAACUAAUAAUAUCAGACUUUCCACAGUUCUGCUGUCUGGAGUGUCAAAGUCACUCAUUUCUGCUGUUGUCAUGGCAUGAGUGGAAUCCAUCUGUCACAUGUUCUCAGCAGUACUAAGCAACAUCACGUGAACGGUACAAGCUCCUGUGACUUUCAGAUGAUCAUGCUGACCUGCCUAUUUAACUAUUUCACUAUAAGAUUCAAAUUAUUUUUCUCUGUAUAAUACAGGCACAUUUUCACUUUGUGGCAAUACAAAUAUACAUGCUAUACAUCUAUUAAA
This is a messenger RNA of Mustela lutreola (European mink), 1426 nucleotides long. RefSeq names its product interferon alpha-1/2-like. Gene Ontology annotation, cellular component: extracellular region. The record is from RefSeq and is a predicted model, not a curated record. Gene Ontology annotation, biological process: T cell activation involved in immune response; natural killer cell activation involved in immune response; B cell differentiation. Gene Ontology annotation, molecular function: type I interferon receptor binding; cytokine activity. The transcript is spliced from 3 exons. The coding region runs from base 187 to 1149 and encodes 320 amino acids. Lineage: Eukaryota; Metazoa; Chordata; Mammalia; Carnivora; Mustelidae.